UUAUUAUUAUUAUUAUUAUUAUUACUAUGGCGUAAGUUAAGCCGAAGCAACAAAGGCGCGAUGUUUGAUGUAUCGCGCCCGCCAAUGUUGUAUGCGGAGGUACAUGUACCUGCAGUGUGGCGGCGGGUCGGUCGAUGUCAUCAGCUGCUGCUCCUCGCCAAUCAUCUUUUCCGUAGGCUCCCUCGACCAACAUCUACUCCCUAAGCGCCCUCACUUCUCCAACCUCUCUUUGGUAGUUAAAAGACAAGAAGAAGAAGUCAUAAGAGAAAUAAAUAUAAUGCCUCCUUUUCACCUCCCUCUCGAUCUGCUAUAACCAUCAUCCGCAUCUCGCUCACUUUGCAACCUCCUCUCCCAGCACUUUUCUCUCGCUAUACCAUACCACCAACCAAUACCCCUCCCGCCGGCGAAUUCGUUCCACGCCGUUCCUCCGUUAGACUAAAGCAAAUUCAGAAAGAAUGGCGCAAAGGAUCUUGAUGAACGAGUUCAAGAGCCUAGCUAGUGAAAAAUGGGUUCAUAUCGAGCUCAACAACGAUGACAUCUUCCACUGGAAUAUUGCCCUCAUAGUCCUGAACCCGGACUCCCUAUACUAUGGAGGCUACUUCAAAGCCACCAUGACCUUCCCGCAAAACUAUCCCUACUCACCACCAGGCUUCAAAUUCACCCACCCCCUCUUCCACCCAAACAUAUACCAAGACGGCCGCCUCUGCAUCUCCAUCCUCCAUACCCCAGGCGACGAUGAAAUGUCCGGCGAAACCGCCGCCGAACGCUGGUCGCCCGCCCAACGCGUCGAAUCCGUGCUCAUAUCCAUCCUCUCCCUCCUCGACGACGCUGAGGUCUCCUCUCCUGCCAACGUCGAUGCAGGCAUCAUGCUCCGCAAGGACCCGGAGUUGUAUAAGAAGACAGUGCUGGCGGACGUGGAGCGGAGCAAGGCGGAUAUACCAGCAGGCUUUGUGAUGCCGACGCACGAGUCGACGAUGGCGAUGAUUGCGGGGAAGAAGGGAGGAGGGGCUUUGGAGAAGAUGGAUGAGGAGGAUUUUUGGGUAGAUAGUGAUGUGGAUUAUGAUGAUGAUAUGUUUGGGGGCAGCGAUUCGGAUAAUGAGUUGGUGAUGGAUGAGGAUGAGGAUCAGGAUCAGGAUACAGGGAGUGAGGAAGAAGAAGGGAAUGAGGGGGAAGGAGAGAGGCCGGGCAAGGGGAAUUUAUAAGGGUCCGCUUGAAGAACCAGGGGGAGCAAGCGCAGGUAGUAGGAUCUGAUAGGGUCGGGUGGGAUUGAUGUGUUAACACUGAGAUCCCUUUUCUUUUUCCUCUCCUCUCUUGUCUCGUAUCAUCCUCCUCGGCACCCUUCCCUUUGCUCCUCCUCCCUCAUUCUCCCCUGGCCCCCUCCCGCCCUUCCCGGUCUACCCCCUAUAUAUCCCAUCCAUCUCCCAUUUCUCUUCCUUGUUCAAGCAUAUGCAUAGCGACAAAUUUCGUGUUAGCAUUUGGUGUUUAAUCGGCCUGGCGUGAGAUCUCCCCCACUCCAGUUUUCUGGUAUCAUUUUUGGUUUCUUCACGGCAAGCAACCGUGUUUCGCUUUUCUUUUUUUUUUUUUUUUCGAUUUUAUUCUAUUCCUUCAAUGCGUGUUGGGAUUAGAGACUGGGUUUGUUUCUUCUUGCCUUGCUUCUCGCGUCUGUUAUUUUCAUGUCCGCCUGGCUCCUUGUUAUUCAAGAUAUAGAUUUCCUUUUCUUCUUUUCUUUUUUCUUCUACUUUUUCGCCUCAGUUAUCUAUCAUCUUGUACUGCAUAUGCUUGCUAGCUAGCCCCCUUUCAAUACCAUCGAAUGAAAACAUCUUUCUCAUAUCAGACAGCA
Messenger RNA from Blastomyces gilchristii SLH14081, 1840 nucleotides. Its product is annotated as ubiquitin-conjugating enzyme E2 R. Bases 456 to 1202 code for a protein of 248 amino acids. Gene Ontology annotation, biological process: proteasome-mediated ubiquitin-dependent protein catabolic process; protein polyubiquitination. Gene Ontology annotation, molecular function: ubiquitin conjugating enzyme activity. NCBI's taxonomy places the organism in Eukaryota, Fungi, Ascomycota, Eurotiomycetes, Onygenales, Ajellomycetaceae. The record is from RefSeq and is a predicted model, not a curated record. The transcript has 3 exons.